This is a messenger RNA of Aspergillus fijiensis CBS 313.89, 1265 nucleotides long. RefSeq lists its product as uncharacterized. The record is from RefSeq and is a predicted model, not a curated record. The coding region runs from base 153 to 1058 and encodes 301 amino acids. The transcript has 3 exons. Lineage: Eukaryota; Fungi; Ascomycota; Eurotiomycetes; Eurotiales; Aspergillaceae.
GUUGCAGACCUGUGCUGGUCUAGGAAUUCCUCUCCUGCAUCCAUAAUUGGGUUCUUUGACACCUUUACCACUUAAUUCAAGAACUUCUUGAUCCUCGCGCAGCUCCCUAUCACUUCAAUUACUGCUUUGGUCGCGUAGAUCCAUCUUGGAUAAUGGAUACUCCUCAGGUGCAAGUUGGAGUGCCAGAGGAAACUCAUACUCCUCGAAACACCCAGUCUCAAAAUGUUGAGAGCACGGCAACCCCAGAUCCUGAAAUUAAGACAGCUUCCAAGGCGGUCAAUAAAUCGCAAACAGGCAUAACACCAGAUAUUGAGAUGCACGAUGCACGCCCAGCUCCUGAGCUCGAACAAAAACCACUAGAACCCAGAAGAAACCCCGGCCUCCAAUUUCUUGAUUUCUUAACGUCACCUAUUGUGGAACUCGUUCUUGGGACCGGACAGUCCAGGACCAUCUUGACAGCUCACCAAAGUCUACUUUUGGAGUCUCCGCUUCUCGCGGAGAAGGUCGCGGCCUUCGGUGAAUCUGGUCCUCGGCGCAUCGAGCUUCCUGCGGAAAGUGUGGAGGCUUUCGGGUAUUUUCUACAGUUUCAGUACACGCGUGACUAUUGUACCUCUCACACUGAAACUCACACCGAGCAAGAGACGGUAGUCGGGGAGAUUGACAACAGCGGAGAACAGUUACUGAAACACGCACGGGUGUAUACCUUGGCGGAAACAUUAGGCAUCCCUUCACUGAAAGCUCUCGCACAUUCAAAGAUCCAUCGUAUAAACAGCACAUCCCAAGGAGAAAUUGCGUAUGCGCGUUAUGUAUACACAAACACACCUGCUGAUGAUGUCACUAUUCGCAAACCUGUGGCCACCUUUUGGGCCUUGCGAAGCCAUGUUUUACGUCACGAGGCUGAGGAGGAAUUCAAGAAUUUAUGCAUUGAUGUGCCUCAAUUCUGCUAUGACGUGCUCAGCCUUGUGUUAGACCACAAGGAGAAACGUGCACAUGAUAGGGCAGAGGCAGAGUCUGGGGUGAAAGGAAGCGGAAGAAAGCGGCUGCGCAGUGGUCUAUGAUUCCCCAUAAGCUGGAGAAGAAGAGCGCAUAUGUAUGAAUCAACCGGGAUGCUCUAUGAACAAACUAGCCACUUGGUGUUGCGAUGUGCCUCGGUUCGACAAGUCAUAGGCUGCCGGGCUUCUCUCAUUUUCAGUUCUUAUAUUCCAGUAACAUUCCUCCAACUUCUGUCGAGAGCGCUUAUCCUAUAUUCAAGGAGCCAAUCUGCU